GUUUCAUAAAUACUAAGAUGAUUUGUGUAGUAGUGUGAUUGUGAGUUUGAGUCUCUUUUGCAGAUGGAGCGCGCUAGCUCUGUAAUAUUAUUUAAAACAGAAGGAAAAUGGAAAAAAAAUAUCAAAGAUAGUGCAAGAAUUCUCUAAUAUUUUGACCUCCAAAUGCACAUGGCUUCUUGGGUUUCUCUUUCUCUCCCACAUUUUUUGGUUUUAUCUUUUGCGUCACAUGCUCUCCUCUCUCUCUCGGAGUUGUUAGCUAUCCUUUUUCAACACCAUUGAAGGCUCUUGACUGAACGGUUAAGGAGAUUCCCCAGAUCUACAGUGAAAGGCUUUUUAGCUAUUCUCGGCCUCGAUUCUUCUUCUGCUUCUUCUUCUUCAGAGGGCGCUCCUUUGGCGGGGGGUGGCUUUGCUUCGAUCACAAAGGCUUGAGUACUUAUUGACGGGCCGCUUUUUGUUAACGCUAUGAGCUCAAUUGUAAAUUUUGAUGCCUUAGUUUCAACAAAUGCACGUUGGUGACCUGAUCUUGAUCUUCUGGCCCAAUAAAACUGGAGCAUAUACUUGGCUCAUUGGAUACUCUACGUACCUUUGUUCUGUUAAAAGUAUCAUCUGGAUGUAAAAAUUCAGCAAAAGAUAUAUUUUUGAGAUAGCUGAGAUGCAUAUGCUGAAGCACCAAACCAAGAUUUAGAAGCCUUAUGAUGUCCAUAUUAUAUCCUUAGACACGACUCUUAUGUAAAUUUUAGAAGUUCUUCAUGGUUUCUGAGAUGGAGGGUGAUCAUUUUGAAGAGAUGGACAUCGAAGUCCUCCCUUCGAUGUGGCCGGAAGAUAUUGGAACUGAUGCCGGAAAGCAGUUCAAUGUAGAAAAGCCCAAAGGGGAUCAAGAUAUGCUGGAGGAAGUAACAAUCAUAGAGGAGCCAACAAUUGUUGAUUUCAAGCGACUUUUAGAGCUAACAGACUACACUGAAAGGGGUGCUUCUCAGUUGGCUCACCUUGUUAAACACUGGGAGUAUAAGCAGGCAAAUGCUGUUCGCCUUCUCAGAGAAGAACUUGACAAUCUAAACAAACAACGGGAAGAUGUUGAGCUAAGAAAAUUGGAGAUAUUGGAGGAGCAUCGAUUCGAGGAAGAAAGAUAUGGCAGAGAUAAACGUCCAAUAUCUAUAUUGGAUGAAGUUUAUGAUAUAUGGCUAGAAGUGCCUCGGAGGAGAAAUGAUGUUGUUGUCCAGAAUAAGAGAGUUGAAAUAGAUGCUGAGUAUGAUACUGUUGUCUACUGGAAGCUGCGGGCCAUGAAUUUAGAGAAAUUGCUAGAGGCAAGUGUUCAGAGAGAGCAGAUACUCACGGACAAGUUACAAGAUAGCAUAACAAAUCUUGAAAGGCAGUCCUCACCUGUGGAAGAAUUGUCCCAGAUUCUGAAUAGAGCAGAUAAUUUCUUGCAUUUUGUUCUUCAAAAUGCCCCCGUUGUCAUUGGUCAUCAGGACAAAGAGUUGCGAUAUCGCUUUAUCUAUAAUCACUUUCCAAGUUUGCAUGAGGAGGACAUUAUAGGCAAAACAGAUGUUGAAAUCUUUACUGGAUCUGGUGUUAAAGAAUCUCAAGAAUUCAAGAGAGAAGUUCUGGAAAAGGGAUUACCAGCAAAGAGGGAAAUCACGUUUGAGACAGAAUUAUUUGGAUCAAAGACAUUUCUGAUAUUCGUAGAACCUGUCUUUAGCAAGUCAGGGGAGACAAUUGGUAUAAACUAUAUGGGAAUGGAUGUAACUGAUCAGGUAAGAAAACGAGAGAGGAUGGCACAGCUUAGAGAGGAAAUAGCUGUACAGAAGGCUAAGGAAACAGAACUGAACAAAACAAUUCAUAUAACAGAGGAGACAAUGCGAGCAAAACAAAUGCUUGCUACAAUGUCUCACGAGAUAAGAUCUCCUCUAACUGGAGUUGUUAGCAUGGCUGAGAUUCUUGCCACCUCAAAGCUUGAUAGGGAGCAACGACAAUUGUUGGAUGUCAUGCUAUCUUCUGGAGAUUUGGUCCUUCAACUUAUAAAUGACAUCCUUGACCUUUCCAAGGUUGAGUCAGGAGUUAUGAAGUUGGAAGCUACAAAGUUUCGGCCUAGAGAGGUUGUAAAACAUGUACUACAAACUGCUGCUGCAUCAUUACAGAAAAUCUUGACCUUGGAAGGACAUAUAGCGGAUGAUGUUCCUAUAGAGGUUAUUGGAGAUGUUCUGAGAAUUCGACAAAUUCUCACCAACUUGGUCAGCAAUGCUAUCAAGUUUACUCAUGAAGGAAAGGUUGGGAUAAAUCUUUUUGUGGUAUCAGAUUCGUCUUCUGGAAAGGGAGAAGGAUGUCCUCAAAAGUUUACUGCAACUGAGUCGAGAGUUUCAACAAAUGGACAAAAAGAAGAGAGACACCAAUCAACAUCUCAAACCAGCAGUGAUGGACAAGGUAAUCAUGGUCAAAGACACAUUGAAAGUCCUUGCCAAAAUCUCUCAUUAAAUGAUGAAUCUAGAACCUCAGUUAAGAGUCAAGUCUCAGUGGAUGGAGAUGAAGAGGAGAAAGAUAAUUCUCCUGAAACGACAGUGUGGAUACGUUGUGAUGUGUAUGAUACAGGAAUUGGAAUACCAGAAAAUGCUUUACCUACACUUUUCAAGAAGUACAUGCAAGUUAGUGCAGAUCACGCUCGAAAAUAUGGUGGCACUGGACUAGGACUAGCAAUAUGCAAACAGCUGGUUGAGCUGAUGGGAGGUAGUCUCACUGUGUCUAGCCGAGAACACUGUGGGUCUACAUUUACUUUUGUACUACCUUACAAGGUUUCAACAACAUUUGAUCAUUCUGAUGACCCUGAUGAGCUUUCAGAUAUGGCUAAUCAUGAUGCAGUAAAUCACGAUACAAUUGAGAGCUUUUUCCAGUUUCAGCCACGCACUUUGGGAUCACUAUUCUCUUCUAAUGGGGACACCAACAACCAAAUGCUUUUACCACAUACUAUGGGGUAUACUAGGUCACAUAAACUCAAUGGGUUCUCCCACAAUUCUUACUCAUUUCCCUCUAAUAAAGUCAGACCAAAUGACACAGCUUCAGUUGAGGAUGCCGGUUCAGUGGUUGAUGAUGCAGAGACACCAUGUGAACCAGAGAGUUCAUCAAGCCAAAGGCCAAGCAAACAGUGUCAAGAUGAUACAAAAUAUAGGUCUCAAAAUCCUAUUGCAGAUUCCACUGAUCACACAGAAGCAAGCAUAGAAGUGCCUGAGAUGAAAAGGACAAAAGAACCCCAAGGAACAUCUCAGAGGCAAGAGAAAUCUCAAAAAAGUUCUCAGUCCAUUUCCAGCAGCUGUAUGGAAGUACCCAAGUCAACAUUAAAACCUAAGAUCCUUCUUGUUGAAGAUAACAAGACCAUCGUAAUGGUGACACAGUCGAUGAUGAAGCUGUUAGGUCAUGCCAUCAAUGUUGUAAAUAAUGGUGUUGAAGCUGUGUGUGCAGUUCAACGUUGCAGCUAUGAUCUCAUUCUGAUGGAUGUCUGCAUGCCAGUUAUGGAUGGCCUUCAAGCUACGAGACUAAUUCGUUCUUUUGAGGAAACUGGCAAUUGGGAUGCUGCAGUGAAGACAGGAAUUGAACAAAUAGUGCCUGGUUUGAACUCAUCACAAAAUUGUCUUGGUUCUACACCAUCUACAAAGAAGAUCCCCAUCAUAGCGAUGACAGCAAAUGCAUUGGCAGAGAGUGCAGAAGAGUGUUUGGCAAAUGGAAUGGACUCAUUCGUGUCAAAGCCUGUAACCUUACAAAAAUUGAAAGAGUGUCUGGCAAAAUAUCUUUGAGAAAAUCUCUUGUAAAUUAAUGCUUGUACAUAAUAAUGAUAGCGUGUUAGGAAUUUUGUAGUGAAUAUGUAUCAUCAUCAUGUUCUUCUCAAACAUUAGCAUCUCGUUAGAAUUUCUGUAGGUCUUUGUAAUUGUCCCCUCUCCAAGAGUCUUUUAUAUUUAUAUUGUUUUGCUAAGGAUUGGAGACAUCUGUGAAUUUUUAGCUAGGAAUUAGAAAGUGAAA
Molecule: messenger RNA, 4005 nt
Organism: Juglans regia (Persian walnut)
Lineage: Eukaryota; Viridiplantae; Streptophyta; Magnoliopsida; Fagales; Juglandaceae
Product: histidine kinase 5
Exons: 13
Coding region: 750-3782 (1010 amino acids)
Biological process (GO): phosphorelay signal transduction system; protein autophosphorylation
Molecular function (GO): phosphorelay sensor kinase activity; histidine phosphotransfer kinase activity
Source: RefSeq, a predicted model, not a curated record